AACACUGAUUGUAAUGUUUGCAAUCUAAAUUAUUUUAAAGGGUGAAAUAAGGUGCCGGCGGCCAAGGAAGAGAAAAAUAAGAACACCCUAGUUUUCUACGACGGAGAGAAAAACGUUCCUCAAAAUUCAAAGAAGAGUUCCUCUGUAAAUGGCGAUAUUCCUCAAUCUCAGAAAGUUAAGGUUAGAAACCUUAAACCCGUUCUCGCUCUCAAAUACAUUUUUCUAUUACGAAUCCCAAAUGGGUUUUUAUUCAACAGUCCCAUCAUCGACUCCACCACCACCACCAAGAGUUCACCAAAAGAACGUUUCUAUUUUCUGGGAUUUAAACAACAAACCCCCAAACCCAUUUAAGCCAUACGAAGCGGCACUCAAGCUCAAGAAAACCGCUUCCUCUUUCGGGUUCGUUCGCCACACGGUUGCCUUCGCGAAUCGCCACGCCUUCAGCUACGUUCCGGCAGCCAUUAGAGAGCAAAGGAAAGAUCGAAAGAAGCUGACGCAGUUGGAGAACAAGGGUUUAGUUAAACUCCCAGAGCCGCACAUUUGCCGGGUAUGCGGUAGAAACUUUUAUAACCAUGAAAAGUUCGUUAAUCAUUUCAAGCAGAUUCACGAGCGAGAGAACACAAAGAGAUUGAAUCAGAUUGAGUCAGGUAGAGGGAGUCGGAGAGUGAAGCUGGUGGCUAAGUAUUCGAUGAAAAUGGAGAAGUACAAGAACAGCGCCAGAGAUGUUUUGACUCCAAAAGUGGGGUAUGGCUUAGCAGACGAGCUAAAGCGAGCUGGGUUUUUGGUAAGGGCGGUGUCCGAUAAGUCUCGAGUGGCUGGCAUUGAAAUGAGGGAUCAUAUAGUUGAGAUGAUGGAUUUGAGGAGAGCAGAGUGUGUGGUGCUUGUUUCGGAUGAUUCAGAGUUUUGUAAUGUUGUUCAGGAAGCUAAGAUGAGGUGCUUUAAGACUGUGGUUGUGGGGAAUGUUAAUGAUGGGGUUUUGAAAAGGAUGGCAGAUAGUUCCUUUUCAUGGAAGGAGAUUAUGAUGGGGAAGGCUCGGAAGGAGGCUGUGUCUGUUCUAGGAAAGUGGAAAGAUCGAGAUGUUUUGAAGGGACUGGAGUGGAGUUAUAAGCCAGAAGAGGAGAAGGGUGAGUUUGAUUCUGAUGAUGAUGAUGAGAGUGAGGAGGAUGAGGAUUUUGAGAGAAGGUUUGAGGAAGAAGAUGGUAGUGGUGGUAGUUUGAAGAAAGAUCAGAGCCGUUCUUGGUGGGAGAUGGAGUCUGGUGGUGAUUCUAUGACAUCACACUCGUGUAAAUGAAUGUUCAAUUGAGUUGGUUUUGAACAAUAUUGUGUACACUAAUGUUAGAGGGCAGUGAUAGGCACCACACUAAUCCAACAUUUAACGUCAAAUGUUGGAUGUUGAUUUAAUGUUGUAGAAUCGCUUGCACUAAUACAAAUGUUGGAUGUUAAUUUAAUAUUGUGGGAUCACUGGUAACACCCAUUCUCUGGGGACGACCAUUGCAGUUGUGAGGAUCCCUUCGUUCUUAGAACAUUGGAUUCUCACUAACGUUUUUGUUACUCAAACUGACAAUCUUGCUUCCGCCUCAACUACCAGACAUUCUCCUCGACUACCAGACAUUCUUGCUUCUGCUUCAUCUACCUACCAUUGCUCGUGCUGGUGUUUCAAGUACACUAUAGCAAUGCUCAUAUGUAUAUUUUGAAAAUUGAGUUUGGUUCAUCUAGUUUAUCUGGGUUUACACCGAGUCAAUGACUUAAUUUUAUGAGACAAGUUUUGGAUUUAGAAGUUGGAUCCCAUCCGAGUGAAAACGAGCAUUCUAGUAGUUAUACUUAUGAUUGUUCAGGUGAACUGAUUUUAUGCGGAGGACUUGAAAUAACAGACUGCCUGUGGGUAGUAAUUUGUUGAAGAGAGGGAUGGAUACCAAUCCUUUGUGUUGUUGGUGUGGGCGGUGGGGUUGUCAAAAAAACCAAAAAUAUUUGGAAGCUGCUAACUUGUAUAGCUGCUUUCCUGAUACAUGUGACGACCCUUUGACAUUUCUGUUUCAGGUGCUAUCCAGAUGCACUGAGGAGGAAUUUAAUAAUCUGGUGGUUCUCUCUUGGGCGGUUUGGAAUAGAAGAAAUAGAAAGAUUGCUGGCACUUGUGUUCCUCAUGAUUCUGAUUUGCCUGAAGGGACCAUUUCCUGGUUGAAUCUUUACCAGGCUGCGUUAGGCUCUAAGAAAUGAACUCAGAAAAGGAACCCCGGUGUGCUCUCCCAGAAGGUGGAAGGUGGACUGCUUAUUAACUGCGAUGCUUCAGUUGUUAAGGACUCUGUUGGGUGCGGUAUUGGGGUGAUUAUCAGGAAUGACAGGCGAAGUUGCUGCUGCUGAUGUGAUUUUACAAAGCGAGAUUAUUUUCUGUGGAGAUGGCUGAGGCGUUAGCGGUUCAACAUGGUGCUGAUAUGGCCUGAAGGAUGAAUUACAGCAAUUUCGAGUUAACUUCUGACUGCAACUAUUAUCUCUAGCUUGAACAGCAACUGUAUUAAGGAGGUGGACUGGGGGAUUGCUAGUGAAGACAUCAAAGACUCUCUUCCUUUUUUAAAUCCUUCAGAGAAGCCAACAUGGCUGCACAUUGUCUCUCUAAAUAUGCUUUAAGAAGCUUUGUUUGUUGCUCCUGGUUGGGGGUUACGCCUUUUCGUGCAUUUGCGGCUGGGUCAGCUGAUUUGCCAAACCUUCUGUAAUUCAGUUUGCUAUCCCCUUUUUUUUUUUUAAAAAAAAAAGAUCUGUUUUUUUAGUUUGCAUUACUGUAAAUUGUGGAAAUUGAUUUUGGUUAAGUUCACCUAAUUUAUCGUGGAACUAUUGUACCAGGUAAGUUUUGGCUUUGGAA
Molecule: messenger RNA, 2854 nt
Organism: Humulus lupulus (European hop)
Lineage: Eukaryota; Viridiplantae; Streptophyta; Magnoliopsida; Rosales; Cannabaceae
Exons: 2
Coding region: 149-1291 (380 amino acids)
Source: RefSeq, a predicted model, not a curated record